ACUUAUGACAGCUGAACUCACACACGAGUGAGAUGAACGCGGGAGGGAAAACGCCGGGAGAAUCGACAAACGUCAGACGUCUGGGAUGCUUGAGAGCGCUCCGUGAUUCUGGAAUUCCCUCUGAGCUUAAGAUGACAUGUGGGGACACGACUUCUCUCUCAGUUGUCAGGGAUGUCUGCGUGAUUCAGAAAGAAAAUCAUCUUCAGCAUGUCCGAUGUUAAGUUCAUCCUGAUGCUGUGCAAGACUUGUGUGAAAGGAAAACCGCAGACUUCUCCGAAGAAAAUGGUAAACAGUGCUGUGAGUGAGGAGGAAACGAGAAUUCAAGACAAGGAAAGUAAAGAGGAAUCCAUUCUGGCCAUGCUGGGGAUUAUCGGGACUAUCCUCAAUCUAAUCGUCAUCAUCUUUGUGUACAUCUACACAACCCUGUAACAGUCACAAAACAAACACUAAGAAAUCUCUGAACUUGGCUAUGACUGGCUGAGAGAUUUCAGGAUGGACAAACCGGGCCAGUGCAGCGGGAGAGCACAGAGACGAAUGUGCGUUCACUCAACGAUCCGGACGCUGCUGGAAACACAGAGGAUGCUCAUAAACUGUACAGAUGCAUGAUCUACACACACAGGAUCAGGAGGGCUCCUCUAUGCAUGAUGCAGAUCUUGAAGAGCCCACCUCUCUUACAGACUCUACAAGAGAUCUUCCCACAACUAGUUUUGCACCCGUCAGAAUUUCAAAUGCACACCUCUCUUUUCCUCACUAUAGACCUGAGUAUCAAUUCAGACCUUGAUAGAUAUUACUCAUUAAUGAGACCCAAAUUCUGUCAUUAUUUAUUCCCAAAAAUCUGUUUCUCACUCCUUCUUCAGUGAAAAACAUAAGAAGAUAUUUUGAGAAAUGUCUCAGUGUAUUCAUCCAAUGGAAGUCGAUGAGGUUCAAUGUUGUCUAAUGGGCUAGUUGCACAAGAUGGCGCCAGUGAGCUUUUGCGACCCAGAGUCGGCAGACUAUAACACUCGAGUUGUUUUCAGCAAUGUAAAGAGGAUCUCUCAUAUCGCUAAUAUAUUAGUUUAACUUUAUUUUUUAUCUUAAAAACACCCAUAAAUCCUCCUUCUCCCAUACAGUGUUAUACAACCGGAAAUUACUUCCCAAAAGCUCACAAGCGCCAACUGACCAAAGCAUACAAAUGUGAGAAUUACACAUUAAAACACAGAUUUUUAAUUAGAGUUAGACUUUAAAAUUUUAUGUCAGUUCCACUAUUGAAUAUAUGACAUAGUAUUUAGUUUAGUUACGUCAGAAGUUACUGUAAUUUAAUUACAGACGAACCAAGAGUAAUCCCUUACUUUACUUUUCAAGGGAAAGUAACUAAAUUACAGUAACAAAUUACUUAAGCCUGAAAUACACUACCAGACUUCUAUGCAGAUGUUUGACCAGAUUUCCAGUCUGAGUUUGGGCAGUUGGCAGAAUCUUAUUUCUCAUAAAGUCGUUUUCAGUUCAUGAUGGUAUGGACUUGAUUUUUUAUUUGUAGACUCCAGUCGUAGGAUAUCAAAACAUGUUUGAUAUUUUGCGCCGAUUUUACAACACAUACGACAUGUAUCUACACAGUUCCACUUUUAAACAUGCAUCAGAGAUGUCUCUCUGUAUGUGCGGCGUGAGAAAUCACAGGAUGCCAGCGGUAACUUCCACGUGUUGGUAGAUUUUACCAAAAAAAGCAACAGAAAAUAAAAACCUUGUAUAAAAAGAAAAAAAAUAGAUUUUAAAAGUCUUGUAGUGUAUUCCAGCCAUGAGUAAUAGUUACACCCAACAUUGUUUGAGAAGUGCAUUCAUCAUUUAUAUUGUUUGUGUGUCAUUCUGUGUUAUGUUGUAAAACUGAGUAGAUGUGAGAUUUAGAACAAGUUUCAAGUGUUUAUUUGUGAAAUAUAUUUACCUUCUAUAUAUAUAACGUUUGUUUAGCAUUUAUUGAUUGUGCAUCUUAAAGUUUCCGACUGAGGAGAUGAAAGUUUUUCUAGCCGUUAAAGUUCUAUGUGUCAAAUAUACUUCUUAACGUUUUCACUCAGAGCUGUUAGAAAACAGACUGACACCGUUGAUGUUUAGCAUACAAACAAGCUGCAUUUCCUUAAGAGACGUCGAUACAUUUUGCUACAUUGAAAGUAAACACAAUGUCCACAAAACAACGUAAUGGGUUUCAACGAUUUGUACUUUUGUUAUUUUCCUAAAGUCACCUGUACUAAUGUUGAUAAAAGCACAAGAGCUGCAAGGAUGUUUGCAGAAGAAAUGAAUGUACAUCAUGUCAACAGAUCAAUGACAUCCAGCAGUCAAUGCACAAAGUGCCUGUUUUCUGCUUAAUAAUCUUACGCUACAUGAAAUCAAACUGUUUCUCUGUUUUAUUUGUUUCUCUGUUGCAGUUUAUGCAUUGAUUUCUGAACAUCAUGAGAUGAGAAUGUAUUUUAAUAAGUUAUGGACAUUUCAUGUCUUUCUGUUGAACAGAUUCACUUAAACUGCUCGAGGGAAUCAUGUCAAAUCCUAUUAUUGACUUUCAUUCAGGUUUUACAUGUAUUUCUCUUUUCUUUCUGGACAGAAUGAUGAA
Molecule: messenger RNA, 2572 nt
Organism: Triplophysa dalaica
Lineage: Eukaryota; Metazoa; Chordata; Actinopteri; Cypriniformes; Nemacheilidae
Product: protein TUNAR-like
Exons: 2
Coding region: 208-429 (73 amino acids)
Source: RefSeq, a predicted model, not a curated record